Messenger RNA from Setaria italica (foxtail millet), 585 nucleotides. RefSeq lists its product as uncharacterized. The record is from RefSeq and is a predicted model, not a curated record. The transcript has a single exon. The coding region runs from base 1 to 585 and encodes 194 amino acids. NCBI's taxonomy places the organism in Eukaryota, Viridiplantae, Streptophyta, Magnoliopsida, Poales, Poaceae.
AUGAGAAAGUAUGGAUGUGGAGUGGAUGAGAUGACAUUGAGAGGCCGUUUUGAUUGUGGGAAAGCUAGACCUCAUUAUGUUCUUAUGAACUUAGCAUCCGAGUCUAAUUGGAAGCAAUAUAAGGAGGUAGUUGAGCAUGCAAAUGUUGUAUGUUUGGAUGUGGUAGUUCAUAUUUGUCCUAGGCCUAACGCAAAUGUUGCCUUAAGAGAUGAAGUACAGUUAGUAGUUGAGAAUGGUACCCAAGAGUCAACAAUUUCACAGCAUGGUUUAGGUGAAAGCCAAUCUGAUUUUAGCUUGGCCAUUGCAAAUGAUGAUUUUUCCAAUGAUACUUUUAAGUGGGAAGAAGCAAACAUAGAUGAUGAUGACAUAUCUCUAUGUUCCGAAGAUGAUGACUUUGAUGAGGAGAAUGGGGUAGAAGAUAUUCAGGCCAACGCACAUGAAGAUGUAAUAGUCGGAGAUGGGUCUGAAUGUGAGGAGUCACAAUCUGAGGAGGAUGUGCCUGAUUUUGAGGAGGAGUCACAAUCUGAGGAGGACAGGCCUGAAUCUGAGGAGGAUGAGUCACAGUCUGAGGAGGAUGGGUCGUAA